Messenger RNA from Elaeis guineensis (African oil palm), 891 nucleotides. Lineage: Eukaryota; Viridiplantae; Streptophyta; Magnoliopsida; Arecales; Arecaceae. The record is from RefSeq and is a predicted model, not a curated record.
AUGGCCAUGAGCCAGAUAAGGCAAUCACAAUCACCAAAUUCUGAAAAAUCAGAAGUUGGUUGGCAUGAGGAGAAUGGCACCAUCACUGCAUUAGAUGAAUGGUGGCAUGACAAGAUUAUGAUGAAUAAAGAUUUUGCAAAGUUUAGAGGAAAGCCUUUGCAAAACUAUGGGUUGAUGGAGAAGCUAUUCAGUGAUAUUUUAGCUACUGGAGUAUACACCUACACCCCUAAUUUUAGCCAUGUUCAUCAAAGUAUGGAUCCUAAUACUCAAGAAGAAGAUGUGGCUGAGUCAAGCAUAAGUAAUAGCAAUUUCGAGAGAUUGGUGACUGCAUUUGAGACUAGUUUGGGCACUUCACGCAUUGAAAAGUCUAGGAAUGAAAUUAAAGAGGCUAUCUCACACUUGAAAGAAUUACCUGGACUUGACAUUGAAGGGUCGAUGGUGAUAUUUGAGGCGCGAAAGAUGAUCAUGGAAGAUGAUGAGAAUUAUGUGGAGGAUGACAUUUAUGAAGAUGAUGAGAAUGAUCUGGAGGAUGACAUUAAUAAAGAGGAUGAUGAGAUUGAGAACAUGUAUGAGGACAUUCAGAAUAAUCAUAGAAAAUUGAUGCUAGCUGAAGCCUAUCAUUGCAUUGGUGUAAUAGAUGGGAUACAUAUCAAUGUUGUUUUAUCAGCAGACAAGAGAAAACUAUUUUAUGGUUGCGAGGGAUACACUACUCAAAAUGUUAUGGCUGCUUGUGAUUUCAAUUUGUGUUUCACAUAUUGCAUUGGUGGGUGGGAAGGAUUUGCACAUGAUACCCAUGUUUUUCUUGAUACCAUCCGUGAUGAGAGUAAGAAUUUCAAACGCCCAUCCAUGAUGAGAGUAAGAAUUUCAAACACCCAGAUUAUCCGAAUAUGA